AUGAAAAAAAGACCGUGUACCAUAUAUUCUUAUUUUGCACCUACAACACAGAAAAAAAAAUCUGUAGAGGCCCCAGUUGAAAAUACACAACAAAACAUCGAGCCGCCACCAUCAACCUCGGGAGUCAAUAGUAGUUCAAAUGCUCUUGCAACUGUUGAUAAACCAGAAAUUUUUAAAUUUGACAUUGGGAAGGCAGUGGGGUGUUCCAGUAUUUCUGACUACGACAAAUUUAAUUACAUAAAUAAUACAUGGACAGCUGAAAGCAAUUACCCUUUUCCAUAUUCGGAACAUAAUAAAAACAACAAGGUAGUAAGACGGUAUUUACAUCAUCAUCAUAUAAAUAAAUAUGACUGGAUAUCUUAUUCUGAAGAGAAAAGGGGUAUUUUUUGUAAAUAUUGUGUAAUUUUUUCAAAAAAUCAACCAAAUUUACAGAUAAAAGACUCUUUGUUAAUUGGUAAGCCUGUUAUAAAAUUCGCAAAAUUACUUGGCAAAGAUGGGGUACUUGAAAUAUACAAUUCAAGCAAAUAUCAUGGUGAAGCUAUUUUGAAGGCUAAUAAUUUUUUAUUAACAUAUAGCGUUCCUUCAACAGAUGUCAGAAAUUUGCUGGAUACCGCCAGGUCGCAGCAGAUUGAUGAAAACAGAAAGAGGUUGAAGCCUAUUAUCCAAACCAUAAUUUUUCUUGGUCGACAAAAUAUUCCUCUACGGGGACAUAGAGAUGACGGGCCUCUUUUAGAACAUGAAGAUGGAAAUGAUGGAAACUUUAGACAGCUUCUCCGCUUUAGAAUUGAAGCUGGAGACAAAAUCUUGGAAAACCAUCUAAAAAAGACCACUGCCCGAGCUACAUAUAUUAGCAAAAGAUCACAGAAUGAGCUGAUAACAUGCUGCAAAGAGGAAAUAAUCUCUAUAAUUUUAAAAAAAGUCAAAAAGGCUAAGUCCUUCAGUAUUAUGUUCGAUGAAACAACAGAUAUUGCUCAUAUAUCUCAAAUGUCGCUUGUUUUAAGAUACGUGGUCGAUAAUGAAAUUAGAGAGGAUUUUGUAGGAUUUUUGGAUUGCCAUUCACAAAACUACGAUAAAAAUUGUUUGAAUUUAGAACCUGUUUGGGAUGAAAGAGAAUCGUCUAGCAAAGCAAGGGCACAUAUACUUUCCAUAUCGAAUUCAGAAUUUAUAGUUGCUUUACAUUGUCUAAGUGAUAUUUUGGCAUUAACUCUGCCUUUAAGUAAACUAUUGCAGAAGGAGGUUUUAGAUGUCAAUAGUGCACAAGAUGUUUUACUUUACACUCUACUCGUUUUAAAAGAUAAACGCCUGAAUGCCGAACACAACUUUGAUUAUUUAUUAAACGAUAUCAAUGUCUGCCUUAGGAAUUUAGAAAUUGAUUUAUCCAUCCCUAGAUUAACUACUUUAAUGAGAAAUCGACCUAAUCCUCAAACGAAAUCCCCAGAGGAGUACUACAGAGUCAGUGUGUACAUUCCUUUACUAGAUAGUACUAUAUUAGAUUUAGAGUCUCGCUUUCCAAAAGGUACUAUUGAAUUAUUUUACUUAAGCACAUGCAUUCCUUCGAAUCUAAUUCAAUCAGAAGAAGCAGUUAUUAAUAAUAUAGUUCAGGUGCUAAGUGAGAAAUAUGGUCAAUAUUUUCAAGAAAAUAAGGACUUGGUGAAAACAGCCUUCAGAAGUGAAAUGAUCAUUUGGAAGGCAAUGUGGAUAUCUAAUAAAGAUCCUCCAAAGAACGUAGUUGAAUUACCUACUCACAUGCGUUUCAAGAUUAAUAGCAGCCAAAAAUAUUAUAUGUACCUGAUCGAUUAA
Molecule: messenger RNA, 1800 nt
Organism: Psylliodes chrysocephalus
Lineage: Eukaryota; Metazoa; Arthropoda; Insecta; Coleoptera; Chrysomelidae
Source: the annotation of a GenBank genome assembly